AUGGCAUCAGCUUCCUCAAUGCAGGAGAGGCUCGCCGGGAUAUUAUCUACUUCGACUUCCCCGCUUGAAUCGCUGAUAGAGCUAGAGGCAGAGGUCAAUAUAUACUGUUCGAGGGAUAACGUAGCAAGCGAUGCGGGGUUUUUAAGCACAUAUUACUCUUCAUAUCUAAUAUCCCUUCUCCUUGAGGAUGAUAUCCAUGAAGCUCGUGUGCUGCUCCGUCGUGCGCCUAUUUCCUUGCUCGAAUCAGACUCUGUGAUGCGAAGCCUUCCCGCGUUAGUACAAGCCGUUUGGACGGGUGAUCAUAAAACUGUUUAUGAGAUCCUCAAGACGUCACCAUGGCAUGAGAUGGCUAAACCGCUAGUUCAAUCUUACGCAGAUCAUUACCGAAACAAGGUCAUCGAUGAUAUUAGUAUAUCCUACAAAAGCAUUAGGCUGCCCACCAUUGAAUCAAAGCUGGGGCUUGAACCAGACUCUGACGCUAUGCAGGAUACUGGUGACGAUGUACCAUCGCAAUUGAUACAAGAUCUUUCUGCAAAAGGCUGGAUCUAUGAUCCUGCCUCAAAACUGAUGUAUCCUGCAAAGACAGAAACACAAGUGAGCGUGGAAGAUAGGAUAAAGCUCGGACAGAUCACCGCGCUAGUUGGGAAUCACGGAAGCGCCUGA
Microsporum canis CBS 113480 is the source of this 663-nucleotide messenger RNA. RefSeq lists its product as hypothetical. Lineage: Eukaryota; Fungi; Ascomycota; Eurotiomycetes; Onygenales; Arthrodermataceae. The record is from RefSeq and is a predicted model, not a curated record. Bases 1 to 663 code for a protein of 220 amino acids. The transcript has 3 exons. Gene Ontology annotation, biological process: protein deneddylation; COP9 signalosome assembly. Gene Ontology annotation, cellular component: COP9 signalosome.